GUUCAAAAGUGGGGGAGUAUUUCAGUGAAAACAUGUGUUUAGACAUGUCGUGGGUGCUAGUUUUGAGUUAUUGAGAUUUGAUGAAACAAAGUAUGGAGGAUAUCAAAGAUGUGAGUAAUUGGCAGAAUGGAACUGAUAAAAUCGUCAACUUCCAUCGACAACAAUCUCCGGAUAAUUACAUGUUAUUAUUCGAAGAUAUCGAUCAGUUUUUUAAUAAAAUAAAUCUCACUAAUGAUUCCGAAAUAACCAACGUGCUCAAUUGUUCGAAUUUGUUCGUUAAUUUAUCUAACGGGAGUUGUGGUGGCGGCGUUCAAUUCGAAAUCAGCCAUCAUAAUUAUUGGGCGUUGAUAUUAGUACUUUUUCCGGUAUUUACAUUAUUUGGUAAUGUACUAGUGAUACUUAGCGUGCUUCGUGAAAGGACUCUACAGACUGCUACCAACUAUUUCAUCGUGAGCCUUGCUUUGGCCGAUCUGCUGGUGGCUGUUGUGGUGAUGCCGUUUGCUGUUUACGUUUUGGUAAGCGGCAUCUGGGGCUUGCCAGCUUUCGUAUGUGAUUUCUACAUAGCUAUGGAUGUUACGUGCUCAACAUCUUCCAUAUUCAAUCUAGUAGCUAUUUCAAUAGAUAGGUACAUAGCAGUUACUCAACCAAUAAAAUAUGCAAAACACAAAAACAACAGGAGAAUAUGGUUGACAAUAGUAUUCGUAUGGGUAAUAUCCGCUGCAAUAGGUUCACCGAUCGUCCUCGGCCUCAAUAGCACACCAGACAGAGAUGAAGAUGCUUGUCUGUUCUAUAACGACGAUUUCGUUAUCUAUUCUAGUCUAUCAUCGUUUUAUAUUCCUUGUAUAAUAAUGGUUUUUCUAUAUUAUUCUAUUUUUAAGGCCUUAAAGACUCGAGCGAUGCAAUUGAAGUUCAAUAAAAAACCAAUGACGUACGAAAUCAAGCCUGGAUCCGUGAUAGAGAACAUUUCCAAUACGCACAGAUUAGCUGAAACAACGCUGGGCGGUCCAACACCUAUUGAUGAGCAGGCGACGAACACGGGAAGCGGCUCCGGAGAUGAGGACGAAGACGUCAUGGCCGAUGCCGAUUGUCACGUUAUAUCCAACGAUAAGAGCACCGAGUUCAUCCUUGCGACAGUCGUUGAAGAAGCAGCAACGAUGCCUAGAAUCAUGAGUUCAGCGUGUCCAAAAAAUGAAGCAUCCUUCUCGCCGACAACGGGUUCUACGGGAUCUAAAAAAGAAAGAAAAGCCACAGCCGCGGCCAGAUUCACGAUAUACAAGGUUAAUAAAGCGAGCAGAAAAAAACGAGAAAAAUCGUCAGCGAAGAAAGAAAGAAAAGCUACGAAAACUCUAGCUAUUGUACUUGGUGUUUUCCUGAUAUGUUGGCUUCCGUUUUUCACAUGCAAUAUACUGAGCGCGAUGUGCAGUAAAUUCAACCUAGACUGUCAACCUGGCGUUGCCGCAUUCCUUCUCACGACAUGGUUGGGAUAUAUGAAUAGUUUCGUGAAUCCUGUUAUCUAUACAAUUUUCAAUCCAGAAUUUAGAAAAGCGUUCAAAAAGCUCAUGUUCUUAGGAGGUCAUUUUCCUCUUCAGAAUGGACCAAACAGUAUUACAAAUUGA
Molecule: messenger RNA, 1616 nt
Organism: Diorhabda sublineata
Lineage: Eukaryota; Metazoa; Arthropoda; Insecta; Coleoptera; Chrysomelidae
Product: dopamine D2-like receptor
Exons: 8
Coding region: 81-1616 (511 amino acids)
Biological process (GO): adenylate cyclase-activating adrenergic receptor signaling pathway
Cellular component (GO): membrane
Molecular function (GO): dopamine neurotransmitter receptor activity, coupled via Gi/Go; G protein-coupled receptor activity
Source: RefSeq, a predicted model, not a curated record